Nanorana parkeri is the source of this 1722-nucleotide messenger RNA. RefSeq names its product Rho GTPase activating protein 15 (gene ARHGAP15). Gene Ontology annotation, cellular component: cytoplasm. Gene Ontology annotation, molecular function: protein binding. The transcript has 15 exons. The record is from RefSeq and is a predicted model, not a curated record. The coding region runs from base 1 to 1635 and encodes 544 amino acids. Gene Ontology annotation, biological process: regulation of GTPase activity; signal transduction. NCBI's taxonomy places the organism in Eukaryota, Metazoa, Chordata, Amphibia, Anura, Dicroglossidae.
AUGAAUGUGGUCAUGAGACAAAUACCAGUCUGGUACAAACACUCACCCUAUGAUCAAAUUAGCAAACAGAACAGCAGAAUAAACGUCAUUCUGGAGCCUCCAAAUCCUUCGGGUCGCCCUGUACAACUUCUGGGCCAGUGGGAGGAAUACGAAGAUGUUUCUGGCAGAAAAUUCUAUGUCCACAUCUUCACUAAGGAAAGAUCCUGGAAACCCCCCAGAUCUGUCCCGCCUAAGAAGGAUGCCAAGGUAUUAUCUGAGACUGCUGCAGAAACGCUUUCAAAUGUGAAGAACGUUGAAGCUGUGCAGAUGAGAAUAAAGAGCCCAAAUUCCCAACACGAGCGACUGAGCCAGUCCAAGUCAAUGGUCAUCAUCGAUCCUGGAGAAAUUAGCAAGCAGAUUUCUCGCCACCGAAGGAAUCAUUCUCAACACUACGUGACUGAGAACAGAAUUUCUAAAGAUAUCCUAGUAAGCCAAUCAAAAGAAGGAAUCCUAAAUAAAACCAAGAUAGCAGACAGAGGAAAGAAAUUAAGGAAAAACUGGGUCCUGUCCUAUGUUGUGCUUUCUGAGCAGAGACUUGAAUUCUUCAAGGAUGCCAAAGACCUGACACCAAGCUUGAAAUCAGGCACUAAGUCAGAGUGUGUAGACCUUUGUGGGGCAGUUAUUGAGUGGACAAGUGAGAAAUCUAGUCGUAAGAAUGUGUUUCAGAUCACAACACUGUCAGGAAGUGAAAUCCUUCUGCAGUCGGAUGUAGACAUCACCAUAAAAGAAUGGUUCCACGCCAUCCGAAAUACAAUUGACAGUUUGGCAACGAGGCAGCUGUUUCCACCAUUGGGCAUUAGCGUUCGUAAGUCUGCAAGUUCAGAAUUACUACACUCAGGGGCAGAAUCCAGAGAAAAGAAAACUGAGCUAAGGAAAUCACUGGUGCUCAGAUUAAACUACAGCGCUUCAGACACAUCUGACAAAUCCCGCGUUAAAACCCGACUAAAGAAGUUUAUUUCCCGACGUCCAUCACUGAAGACUUUACAGGACAAAGGAAUCAUUAAAGAUCAAGCGUUUGGAUGUCACCUGGCAAUACUCUGCCAACGUGAAAACUCCACCGUUCCUCAAUUUGUGCGAACGUGUAUAGAAGCCGUGGAGAAGAGAGGUUUAGAUGUGGACGGUUUAUACAGAGUCAGCGGGAACCUUUCCACCAUCCAGAAGCUGAGAUUCAUCGUGAAUCACGAAGAGAAGCUGAAUUUGGACGACAGCCAGUGGGAGGACAUACACGUUGUCACAGGAGCACUCAAGAUGUUUUUCCGAGAGCUGUCGGAGCCCCUGUUCCCACGUAGCUUCUUUGAGCAGUUUGUAGAAGCAAUAAGAAUCCAGGAUAGUGACCUCCAAGUAAAAACUAUGCGGAAUCUGGUGAAGCAGCUCCCUGUGACUAACCAUGACACCAUGAAAGCCCUCUUUGAACAUCUUCGAAGGAUUGUCAUCAAUACAUCUACAAACCUUAUGUCCACUCAGAGCUUGGGAAUUGUGUUUGGGCCAACACUUCUGAGACCAGAGAGCGAUGCAGGAAGCAUGACCGUCCACAUGGUGUAUCAAAACCAAAUUGUAGAACUUAUGAUAACUAAAUAUGAAGACAUUUUCUGCUAAGUUUUGUACUUAAAACUCAACUCUUUCCCAUUCUACUCACCUCCAGCUAAUUGUUAGUUUUUAUUUUCAACAGUGUAAUCAAACGUU